CUCCCACUCCUGCAGCGCACUUGGCUAUUCCGCGCGAGCUCGCGCGUCCCCGGCGUGAACCGGAACCGCUUGACGAAGUCGCGGCUGCGAGCCGGUCGCCGUACAAGAGCGUGGUGGGAGGCGGCCUGCGCGGCGCCGCCCGCCAUGGCCGCGGCGGGGUGAGCUCUGCGUGGGGCCGCAGUCGCGGACUCAGGCUCCUCCGCCGCGAACCAGGGGCUGAGGCCGUAGUAGCCCGGGCCGCUGCCUACUGGUCGCCGUAGCCGCCCGCUUGUCGCCGCCGUCCAUGGCGAGGCCCCGCCGCCGCCGUCGCUGCUGACCCGGGGCCGGCGCGGCUUUCGCCCUCCGCGGGGCGCGGGCGGCCCUGCCUUUACGCCCGAGCCCGCGCCCGCGCCCCGGGGCUACCAGCCAGGCGCACGACGAUGGGGAACACAACCUCGUGCUGCGUGUCGUCCAGCCCCAAGCUCCGGAGGAAUGCGCACUCGCGGCUGGAGUCCUACCGGCCCGACACGGACCUCAGCCGCGAGGACACGGGCUGCAACCUGCAGCACAUCAGCGACAGGGAAAACAUCGACGAUCUGAAUAUGGAAUUCAAUCCUUCAGACCAUCCUCGGGCCAGCACAAUAUUCCUAAGCAAAUCUCAGACAGACGUGAGAGAAAAACGCAAGAGUCUCUUCAUUAACCAUCAUCCUCCAGGCCAGACAUCAAGGAAGUACAGCUCCUGCUCUACCAUCUUCCUAGACGACAGCACAGUCAGUCAACCAAACCUCAAGUAUACCAUCAAAUGUGUAGCUCUUGCGAUAUAUUACCACAUCAAAAACAGGGACCCAGAUGGAAGGAUGCUCUUAGAUAUUUUUGAUGAAAACCUCCACCCUCUUUCGAAAUCCGAAGUGCCACCAGAUUAUGACAAACACAACCCAGAGCAGAAGCAGAUUUACCGGUUCGUUCGAACACUCUUCAGUGCUGCUCAGCUGACAGCUGAAUGUGCCAUUGUCACCCUGGUAUACCUUGAAAGGCUCUUGACGUAUGCAGAGAUUGACAUCUGUCCAGCCAACUGGAAGCGCAUUGUUCUGGGGGCAAUCCUGCUGGCCUCUAAGGUGUGGGAUGACCAGGCUGUGUGGAAUGUAGACUACUGCCAGAUCCUGAAAGACAUCACAGUGGAGGACAUGAAUGAGCUGGAGCGACAGUUCCUAGAAUUGCUACAGUUCAACAUCAAUGUUCCUUCCAGCGUAUAUGCCAAGUAUUAUUUUGAUCUUCGUUCUCUGGCAGAGGCAAACAACCUGAGUUUUCCUCUGGAGCCUUUAAGCAGGGAGCGAGCCCACAAGCUUGAGGCCAUCUCUCGUCUCUGUGAGGACAAGUACAAGGACCUGAGAAAACCCACAAGGAAGCGUUCAGCAAGUGCUGACAACCUGAUUCUGCCACGGUGGUCCCCAGCUAUCAUCUCCUAACUGGGGCACCCUCCUAAGGCCAUGCCAUCCCUCAGUUUCUCCUUUUGUUUGAGAAAAGAUGAACUUGGGGUGGUUUAUUUUGUUUUUUUCUUUUCCUUCUGUUUUUAACACAUAGCCCCAUCAAGGCUGCCUUCACACCCGCCUCCACACUGCGUUCUGUACGCAGAGAGGCUUUAAGGGACGUGAAAUCAGUGUUCUGGAACCCAGUAUCAAGCCUCCCUGGCCAUCAUGAACAGCACUUCUUUCGUGGAGGAAAAAGACUCUAAUCCUGGAGGAGGAAAUGAAGGAAAGGGAAGUUGUGUUAAGGUGGAGAGUACUUGGUAACUUGGCUGUUUCUGGGUCCCUGUCUGGCUAUAGGUACCAGAUGGAGCCAGAGGUAGGUAGCAGAGUUGAAUGCCCAUCCAAGUUGGGAGUGUCACGCAGUGCCCUUGGGAUGGGUAUGCUCUGUAAGACUUCCUGCAUUCCUUCUUGCUGCUUUCUUGGGAUUGGGGAGGGGAUUUGUUGUUCAUUUUUAUUCUGGUUUGGUUUCAAUCCCACAGAGCAGAGAAUAUAGUUUGUACUCACCAUGGCACAGACAUCCAAAUAAAUAGUACUGAUUGUUUAUCUCUGCACCAUCUCUUCUAGCUGUCUUCUGAGCUUUCUUCCUCACAAGUAAAAUGUGCUUGUUGUUUCUACACACCUGUUUUAUAAGAAUCUCUUUCAACAAUAGCAGGAUUAACUUGACUGUAGUGCUGAACCAAAAGUAUCCCUCUCCUGCCUCACCCCAAGGAAGUUCUAUUUAGAUUACAUGGGUGCUUGUGCCUUCCAGUUUUCUUGUAAUUGGUUAUUCAUGGUUUUGUUUUUGUCAUCCCUCUCCCUCCCAGGUUCUCUUUCUGCUAACAUGAAGGUGUAAUUACAAAACUCAAUCAGACUUUGUGGCUGAAGGCAAAGGUCCUCAGCAUAGGCAUCCCGGAUAGAGAAGCAUCCAGGGAGCCAGGUUUGCCUGACCUCAUUGUGAGGAGCCGUUCCAUGUGCUCCCUGCCUGGUCAUUCUUCUACUUCCAUGUCCAUUGUUGCAAGCAAUAUUCUUCUUGACUUUUAUAUGUUUACUUUAAAUCAAAUUUAGUCUAUUUGUAUACAAUUUUUUUAAAAAUCUAAAAUUUAAAAAAAAAAGGGUGGGGGGGGGGAGUGGGUGGGUGGGUAUUCCAAUGGGAAGAUCACUAAAGGGGAAAAAAUGUUACUGUUUCCUGAGGUAUUUUUCACAGAAUGAUUGAAUAAAAAAAAAAAUAACAACUUGCAUUUUCAUUGUGGGUGCUUGGAGAAGCUACACAAACUGUGAAGGCUCAUGCUUCCUUAAUUAUAACCAACUUUUGUGUUUUCUGACUGUUUCUGAUUUGCUUUGGGCUAGAUCAGAAUCUUUUGUUGAAAAAAAAUAAAAGGGUUAAAGGACCCUGUCCGUGAGAAAAUCUGACCUGAAGUCUAAGAAUCCAAGUCUCUCAUGCACAAGUGCUUUGCUUCUGCUCAUCUUCUUAGCUUAAAGUGAUGGAGAUUUGUGAGUUUUUCCUUGUUUGAGACACUUAAACAAAUGCUAGCGCCCUCUUCUGUGUGAGCUAGGAAGAGUUUAGAAUUGUCUGUUAGUGUUAAAUACUCUAAAAUCACAUGCCUGACCCCAACAGGCAUCUCUCCAUGGAGCACACUUUGGAAGUGGAAGGAACAAAGUGUCAAAAUCCCAAGAGCAUGGAGCCAGAAAUGUUAGUCAGGGUUCAGUGGAAUAUGUGUUGUGCAGUCAUGUUUCCAGUGAGAAAUAUGAGCAAGUUCUGGUCUAAACUUCUGAAGCAGGAAGUGAAAAAUUAACUACCCUCCAAUUACACCUCUGAUGGUUUGUUCUGAGUGGGAAACAAAAUCAGCUUCUCUUUUGAAAACCCUUAGGCAGAGGUCUAAAAGUGCAGAAAGUGUCGUUUCGUAUCCUCUCAUCUCUAUAACUCUAAAAGGGACCUAUUUUUCUUAGCCAAAUAUGAAUACCUCUUAGACAAAUUCCUUCCUCUCGUGUAUAAUACCUUAUUUUACCAGCCCGUUUCAGGAAAGAACUGCUGACUUGAUAGCAGAAAUCUUAUUUUUAUUCCUUUUAUUUGAAUGCGAGAUUUGGAAAUUGACUUAUGUAAAUAUUUCAAUGCACCUGAUACUAUUUUGUGGAGUUUAUUAAACUACUUUAAAAGAUUGUACAGUCUAUUUAUUGUAUUGUGUACAUACAGUCUGAUAUCUGCCAUCAAUAGUGACUCCUUAUGGCCUGGCUCAGUUUUAUUCAGACUGUUGGCUGUUGUGUUCAAGCCUUGUGCACUGGACUCUACCUCUGAAUAGGAAACUUUUCCCUACUCAUCAGUGAGUGUUAAUUUGUAUUAAUUAGUUGUGUUUCUUGCACUAAGGAUUUCAGUUGUACCUUUUUGCUUGAAUCACUAGGCAUGUAGGUAGAGACCCAUUUCAUUUUCCUGUACAAUGAUAAGGACUUACUUUUUGUUCUCUGGUGGCUCCAAGUUUGCCAGAAGAAAAAGAAAAAACAAAAUAAAUCCAAUAGUAUGUGUUAAUAAAUCAUAGUGACUGUAGCUUUUUUGCAGAGUAGUUCAGUGUUCAAGACUGGAUGCUGUUCAGGAAUGCUAUCUCAGUGCAGCCUUUAAUGGAAAGCUCAUUCUCAUUUAAGGAUGAAGAAAGCCACAUUUGAUGACUUCAGACUGAUUUAAAUAACAAAUAUAAUUUGUUGGAGAAACACACAUUCUGGAAAGUUUUGUUUUAUUCUUUCAACUGGAAGAGGAAAGGAGUUGAGUUUAAAUGAAGUUAAAAAGUAAUGGGAUCCUGAAGGCCCUAGAGGUGCUUUCAUGCCUUAAUGCUCAGGUGAGGCCAGGUAUGGCCUCACACCUUUCAGCUGUUGGAGCUAGCUCUUCUGUGUUCUUCUCCAUGGUCUUUGCCUGGGACAUCUCCAUCUUGGAGUUUCCCUUGGUUCAGGGGAUUUUUGCUGCUUAGCUGAGCUUCAAGGCAGAAUUUAGUGAGUCGUGAUUUUGCAUAUUCCUGCUGCUUUAGGAACUGCAACCUGGGGCCAUAUUUUAAACUUUUGAGUUUUAUAUAUAUAUAUAUAUUUCUAGUUCAUUAUAGGUAUUUAAUAAGUUAAAUAAAUAUGUAUGUACAUAGAACAAAUAGUGUCUGUCUUCCUGCUUUAUUUAUUUGUUUUUAAGAUAAAAUUGGACAGGUUUUCCAGGGUAGUAGCACUGACCUGUAAUCCCAGUGGACGUGAGGCAGGAGGAUCAUGAUUUUGAGGCUGGUUCAGGCUAUGUAGUAAGACACUGCCUCAAAAAAGUAAAAUUGAACAGCUUUUUAUGGGUGGUGAGUAAACUAAUUCUAAGAGCAGUGUGAGAAAGUGUAUGUGCCUUCAGUGAUUGAAAGACUAUGAGACCCAGUUGGGACUUCAGUCAGGUGACUUGAGUUACCUAGUAGGAAUCAAAUAGAACAUAUAGUAUGUUUCUAUUUUACAAGCCACUGUCUCAUAGCCUUCACUAGAGUAAGUAUCUCAAGACUGGGGCUGGGUAGUUCUUAAAAUAUGGAUGGUCUUCUGAAAAGCCAGUGACAGACAGUGCCUAUACUUGUUGACAGAAGAGGAAACAGGAAGCAUAACCUUCAACAGAGCUAGGGAAAGAAUGCUUAGCUUAGGGCUUGAACCCUCAGCUUCAUGAAGAAUGGAGAUUCUAGGCCCUCAUGGAAAUUAACAGUCCACUCAUAAUGAAUGCAGAGCACAUAGCAGCACCAGAUUACCUGUGUCAGAAGCAAGCUGUGUUCGACAGGGAGUCAGUGAGGAAUGGGUACCCACAGUGCUGGUGACUUGACCAAGCUAUACUCCUCUAUGCUACUUGUUGUAGCUUCUUAGUGGCUAUGUAUAUGUUAAGACCACCAGUCCUCUGGUGUGACUUUUACUAGAAACUUCCUCAGUAAGCAGUACAAGAAUGGUUAUUUUUAUGGGCAGUAAGAGUCACUGGGAGCUGCUUUGUGUGUGUGCUGCAGCAGGGUGAACUAUGCCCAAGCCAAGAUUUGUUAUAAAAACUGCAUAGAGAGUUCUGUAAAAAUCUAUUUAUAGUAAGAAAUGCACUCCAACAUGUUGCCUGACUGGAUGGCAUUUGGGUUUUACAGGUCCCAGUAAACUAUCUUGUAUCCUUUUGUGGUUUGUUUGGGGGCAGGGAACUUUAUUCCUUUUGAGUAUUUUUGUUUAUAUAAAUAAAUUAUUUCAAAUGUGCAAUCAAAGAAUGUCAUCUCAAAAUAAAUGCAGUUUUGACAAAAAUGUUAA
Molecule: messenger RNA, 5747 nt
Organism: Mesocricetus auratus (golden hamster)
Lineage: Eukaryota; Metazoa; Chordata; Mammalia; Rodentia; Cricetidae
Gene: Ccny
Product: cyclin Y
Exons: 10
Coding region: 420-1445 (341 amino acids)
Biological process (GO): regulation of canonical Wnt signaling pathway; regulation of cyclin-dependent protein serine/threonine kinase activity
Cellular component (GO): plasma membrane; cytoplasmic cyclin-dependent protein kinase holoenzyme complex
Molecular function (GO): cyclin-dependent protein serine/threonine kinase activator activity; protein kinase binding
Source: RefSeq, a predicted model, not a curated record